Messenger RNA from Triticum turgidum subsp. durum (durum wheat), 321 nucleotides. The record is from the annotation of a GenBank genome assembly. Lineage: Eukaryota; Viridiplantae; Streptophyta; Magnoliopsida; Poales; Poaceae.
AUGAGCUGCCGAAAUCAGGCUGCCACUGUCGAGGAUGAAGACGACCUGCCGAGCUUCCUAGCUCAGGGGAGACACGAUGCGAUGGAAGAAAUCCGUCAGCAUCCUCAUAAUCAAGGUGGAUCCAAACUGGCUGCGGGAGACAAGAUCCACACCAACAUCGCCUGCACGGAUGGCGAUGGCACCGGCACCAUGGAGAUCGACGAGCUCGCCUCCUCCCCUGAGCAGCUUCUCCUUGGGCCCUGCUACCCCUCCGUCGCCGUUGACCGGUUUGAGAGAUCGACGAGGCGUAUAGGAGCCAAACCAGGCGCCGUAGACGGCUAA